AUGACAAACAAAACUAAAAAAAAUGAAACGGCCGAGCAAGCGUUGGAAUGUGCGCGUAUUGCACGUAACCGCGCACAAAAAUCAAUAUCGGAUAUUUUGAACAUCGCGAGGCUAUCUGUGAACAAUCCCGCGAAACGGGAACAAUUAUCCGCUAGUGUGAAACGCUUAGAUAGUUUUUUUUCUCGUUUUCAAGCUGAACAAGAUGUUAUUAUUAAUUCAUUGGUCGUUGUCGGUCGUUCCGAUGAGUACGAAUCGAUCGAUUCACCCGUAGUGGAUACCGUCGAAGCCGUUGUCGACGAAAUUCGCGAAAUUGUUGAUCGAACGUCUGAAGUAACCGCGGCCAUACAACCGGUACCUACUCGGCAAUCGUUUAGUGCACUUCCGAAAAUUGAAUUGCCGUCGUUCGAUGGGUCCAUAACAAAUUGGUGUGCGUUCCGUGAUAGUUUUAAAUCUCUUGUACAUGAAGAUUCCAAUGUCGAUAAUAUACACAAAUUUCAGUUGUUGUCACAGAGUCUGACCGGUUCUGCAUUAUCCGUAAUUAAAGAUAUUCCGUUGUCGGCGGCGAAUUAUAACGUUGCGUGGGCAGCGCUCACCGACCGAUUUGAAAAUAAACGUUUGCUCGCAACUGCUCAUUUGGACAAGCUUUUCGCUUUCAAACCUAUAGCAUCGAAGUUAGUACUUACCGCCGCGAGUAAUCCUAUUCAUAAGAAUAAAGGCCUGUCGUCAUCUUCGUCAAAAUUGAACAAACCUAAAAAUUGCACUAUUUGUGAUCGUGGUAAACAUUUUUUGUAUCUCUGUCCGGAAUUUAAGACAUAUCCCGUAUCACAACGUCGGGAAUACGUCAAAGAAAAUAAACUGUGUUUUUCGUGUAUGAGUUCAACACACAUUGAAGACACGCCCAACACGAAGCGAGGAGUGUUAUCCGCCAUUGCUAGAUUGUUUGACCCCAUUGGUGCCCUCGGUCCGAUGCUAUUGUGGGCGAAGUCAUUCAUGCAACAACUUUGGCAGACGCAGUUAAAUUGGGACACUCCACUUCCUCCAUAUCUACGUAUAGCAUGGCGUCAAUUUUUAUCAGAGCUUCCGUCGUUGUCUAACCUUACUAUCACUCGCCAUAUUGACAUCCGAGAAUAUCAGGACGUUCAGCUUCUAGGAUUCGCCGAUGCGUCCCAGCGGGGUUACGCCGCGAACGUGUACCUUCGUGUGGUCCAUCCAACUGGUAAGGUUUCCGUUUCUCUUGUGACAUGCAAGACCAAGGUCGCCCCUUUGAAGGGUAGUGAAAGGGAUGAGUCUCUUACCAUACCUAGGUUAGAGUUAUGUGCGGCCCUAUUGUUGGCUCAGCUGUUGCAUCGUCUCCACACGAAAAUCGCGUCUGUCAUCCCUAUAUCACAUGUGCGUGCCUGGACUGACUCGUCAGUCGUCUUGUCUUGGCUUACGGCGGAUCAAAAAAUGUUCAAGAUUUUUGUUACUAACAGAGUAGCCAAAAUUCAUACUCUACUUCCAAAUUGCAAGUGGUCACAUGUACGUACCACAGAGAAUCCUGCGGACCCUUCAUCACGCGGAUUAUUGCCUAGUGACCUUGUAGCUUGUACGCUGCAUUGGAAGGGUCCAACGUUUUUACAGUUUUCGGAAGAUCAAUGGCCAGGACCACAACUCGAAACACUCAGUCUUGACGGCUUACCUGAGGUGAAGAAUCCGUCCACGUGCGUGAUGGUUGUCUGUGAAACGCCGAGCUUCGAUACCUUUCUACUUCGUUUUUCAUCAUGGUCCCGUCUUCAGCAUGCGUUAGCAUAUGCGUUGCGCUUCGUUGAUCGUGUAAUCGUAAAGCGACCCACGAACACGGACGUCCUUACACCAGAUGAAUGA
This is a messenger RNA of Macrosiphum euphorbiae (potato aphid), 1863 nucleotides long. Lineage: Eukaryota; Metazoa; Arthropoda; Insecta; Hemiptera; Aphididae. The record is from the annotation of a GenBank genome assembly.